CAGAUGGGAGAUGCGAGGUACUGUAUAUUAUGCUUUCAAUUGAGGAAAAGGAAGGGAUUACACAAGGAAUCGACGACCACCAUCGCAUAUUUUGAUCCAUUGAAAUGUGCAAAAGGAUGCAGAAUGAAGAAAUGGACAGACAGAUGUAAGAGGGCGUCCUGCCCUCGAAAAAGACCGUGACAAGUUCAUGGCCGCCAACAAGAAGAAGAAAAUAAUGGUUCUUAAUGAGGAGGGGGCAGCUGUGCCCAUGGCACUGCACUCGACUGCCUCUCCCCCUGACCUAGUUGGUGCCCUAAAAACAGGGCAGGCAAGUGGAGUUGUAGCCAAUGAGGAAGCAAAUAUUGCAGCAACAUCCACUCCAGGCUCUGCAAUGGGUGUUGCUCUUACAAUGAACUCCACUGUCAUUUCUAAUAACCAACCAGAGAAUUUACCACCAGAGAGCACCCGCAGAGGUAUCAAGGUGAUGUUGGACAGCAACAACAUGUGGAAUGAGUUCUUCAGAUGCAAAACCGAGAUGAUAGUAACCAAACAAGGCCGGAGAAUGUUCCCUUAUUGCCGCUUUCGCAUCUCUGGUUUGGAUCCCUUCCAGAAGUACAAUCUGCUCAUGGAUAUCAACCCAGCGGACAACAAACGUUACAAGUGGACUGGGCAAAAUUGGAAAAUGAGUGGAAAGGCAGAAGCCCAUAUGCUGAGACGGAUCUUCAUCCACCCAGACUCUCCAUCUUCUGGUCACCAAUGGAUGCAGAACCCAGUUUCAUUCUACAAGCUUAAGCUCACUGACAACACCAUGGACCAGGAGGGUAAUGUCAUUUUGCACCCAAUGCACCGGUACUUACCGCACCUCCAUGUGGUCUCAGCUGAAAUGCCUACGGAGGAUAUUCAGCUCAAUGGGCAUGACGUAAUAACCUUCACCUUUCCUCAGACUGAGUUCUUUGCUGUAACAGCCUACCAGAACAUACGCAUGUCUCAGUUUAAAGCCGACUUCAACCCUUUUGCAAGUGGACCCUCUUGGGCUCUAAAGCUGAAAACGAGUCCCUCCAAUGAUUCAAAGAAGAAUGAAACCAGCUCUCCCAGUGAACUCAAGCCUUUGAAAGGCUUGAAUGGCCUGAAAUCUUUAAUGGCUGCAAAACACAGCUCUAAAGACACUUCAGCAGUAGAUAAAGGACUCCCCAGCGCGGAUGCUCAAAAUGUUACACCUGCAGGCAGUGAAACCAGAUCUCCCAGUGAGCUCAAGCCUGUGAAAGGCCUCAGUGGCCUGAAGGCUUUGAUGGCAAAACGCAACUCUAAAGACACUUCAGCAGUAGAUCAAGGACUCCUCAUUCCAAAUGCUCAAAAUGUCACCCUUACAUUUGGUGACAAAUCUGAGGUCAACAGCCAUCGACCCAGCUCCAUGCUGAAGUCAAGUCCCUCCAAUGAGAUGAAGAAAGACCCCAGCAAAUCUCCCAAUGAGCUCAAGUCUGUGAAAAGCCUGAAUAAUCUUAAGUAUUUGAUGGAGAAACGCACUUCUAAAGAUACUUUUGCAGCAGCUCAAGGACUUUUCUCUUCCGAUACUCAAAAUGUCAUGCUUGCAGAAAGUGACAAGUCCAGCGUCAAAAUAAGUCACUCAAAUGAGUCGAAAAAAGACCACACCAGAUCUAACAAUGAACUCAAGCCUGUGAAAAGCCUGAAUAACCUGAAGUCUUUGAUGGCAAAACACAACUCUAAAGACACUUCCCCGCUAGAUCAAAGAGUCCUCAGCGCAGAUACUCAAAAUGUUUCACUUGCUGACAAUGACAAGUCCUGUGUCAACUCUAUUGGGCCCAGCUACUGCACUCCAAAGUUGAUAUCAAGUCCCUCCAAUGAGUUGAAAAAAGUAGAAACCACAUCUCAGAAGGAAUUCAACCCUCUUAGAAGUAAUCUGAGGUCUUUGAUGGCAAAGCGCAACUUUAAAGACACUUCAGCGGUAGAUCAAGGACUCCUCAGCUCUCAUGCUCAAAAUGUUACACUUGGAGAAUCUGAGAAGUCAAGUGUUAAUGAUCAUGCACCCAGCUCUUGCAAGAAAUCAAGUCCCUCCAAGAUGAAGAAAGAUGAAACCAUAUCUCCCAAGUUGCGCAAGCCUGUGAAAAAUACCCGAAAGUCUUUGCGCGGAAAACGCAAUUUCCUGAAGACUUCAGUAGCAGAUCAAGGACUCACUACCUCCGAUGCUCAAACUGCUACAGUUGCAGACAGUGAAAAGUCAGUCUGUAAGAAAGAGUCCACUGAUCAAAGUUCCUGUACAAUAGGUCCUCCCCAAAGUAACUUCACUGAGCUGAUUCGGGAGUGUCAUCUGAAAAUAAGAAGGUGCAAUGUGGAGAUAACCAAUACAGCUUGCAAUGUUGAGCAAACAGACACUAAGGGCAUGGUUGCCAAAGGCAAAGUUGUGGAAGUAGCUGUGAAUUACAAUUUUUCCCAGAUUCCUGACGUGUUGUCGAAAACUAUUACAAAGGUGGGACCCCAGGAUGAUGGGAAUACGAUUGACAGUGAAAAGGACCACCUCUGUUCAUCUCAGUCCCAGGAACCUGUGAAGACCCCUGUGUCUAUCAAUGACCAUUCAGCAGAUGAAGUUGAAAGCAGUCAAAAGGCUUCCCAAAGCUCCUCAGUGAGCUCUGAAGCAAAAAGGACAGGUUCUGAUGAACAGCAGCAGGGGAAGGCUAAACCACACAAACGACCUGAACCUGUGCCUUUGCCCCUGCUUGCACUCUACCUUCAACAGUUGAAGUCGAAAUCCAGACCUUUUAGGACCAAACCAAAAUCUCCUUUGCCUUCUACUUCAUCCCCAUCUUCUACUGUUCUAACUACUGACCCUACUGGCCCAGCCACUGACCCUACUGGUCCAGCAAUGGUCCCCACUGGAUAUGCUGUUCUUCCAGCCAGUGAUUCUGUAGUUCGAGCCACUGACCCCACUGGGCAAACCACAGACUAUGCUGGUGUACCCACCGAUAUGUCAGUCCCAAACACAGAUUUUUUGGUUCCUGCCACAGACUCAUUGUUACCAGAAGCUGACCCAGUUUCACUUACUGCUGAUCAGUCGUUACUUGUCGCUGAACCUACCUUAUCCAUUACACUAUUAUCCCCCACUCCACCCCUCAUGUCGCCAUUCCCUGACCCAUUGUUACCAGCCCCCGACUCAUUAAUACCAGCCCCUGCCUUGUCAUCCCAUGCCCAAGAACUGCCAUCCCCUGUACCUGUCACAUUGAACCUACCGGCUGACCUAUCAUUACUUACCUCUGACCAUCCCUCAAAUGCCCCUGCGCUGUCAUCAACGGCUAGUGUUGCCACUUUGAAACCUGAGUGUACCCCAUCGUUAUUAUCCCCUGGCCCUUCACUAGGAGGCUUUGAGCCAUCAUCACCUGCAUCAUUACCAGAUCUUGAGCCCCCUUUACCUUCCCCUGUUCAAUUGAAACUGGUCCCAGCCCCAUCCGUACCUGUACCUACCUCGUCAUUCCCAGCCCUUGAACAAUUACCGUCCCCGAACCUUUUUGUACUCUCCUCUGAACUUUCAUCACAUGCAUCACUGUUAGCACUACCUGCCCCUGAUCCUUUUUUAACAACACCCUUUAUCCCAUUGUUGCCUUCCGCUCACCUUAACCCAUUACCCUUUGAGGCAGUCUCAUUUUCAUCUAACUCUCACCCUGGCUCACUUGCUCUGGACCCUGGCUUAUCCUCACCUCCCCUGGACCCCGCCUCAUCAUUUCAAGUCAAUUAUGAACCAUUAACACGCCCUUCUACACCGUCUCCACUCCCAUUCCAGUUAUCUCCUUUUUCAUCGUUAGGUCCCGACCCAUUGUCACCAACCCCUUCACUUGCCGACCUCACUCACUUUUUCUCAAUCUCUGAUGAACUUGAGAUGACGGAAGACUUUCCAAGCAGUGAGGCGGCUCCUGUCCUAUGUCCUCAUGUCCCAAUUUUAAUUACCCCUAGUGUACCAGUUGGUUCUACUCUACCAGUUGGUUCUAGUCAGCCAACCCAGAGCAUUAAACCCCAGAGAUCUAAGAAGAGAUCUAGGACAGGAGUGAAAUCUGCCAAGAGUGAUCCACUCCCAGUGAUUGGGGGACCCACAGAUGUCACCAUGCAGCCCAACCUGGAGGAAGUUGAGGAGCAGCUGUUCGUCUCUUUCACCUCCAAGGAAGCACUUGAAGUCCACCUAGGAGAGCCUGCAUUUCGUGAGACGACAACCGCACAACCUGAGAAAACCCCUGAGGCGAAAGAGAAUGUGGGAGGAUCUGAAACCACAGAGGAAAGAAUAGCUGCUUUCGAGAAGGUUCUUUUGGACGAUCUGAAGGUUAUGAAGCAUCGGCAGGUCAUUCAUCCUGUGCUGCAAGAAGUUGGACUGAAGAUGAGCUUACUGGAUCCCACUCUGGUCAUCGACCUGCAAUACUUAGGCGUCCGUCUACCUCUACCGCCACCCAUGCUAUGUUUAGGACCAAGCACUGCAGGAUUGGCAUCUCCAAGUGGUUCAGUUCCCUUUGUUUCCAGGACGGGCAAGACAACAGACUUCACCCAAAUCAAAGGCUGGAGAGAUAAGAUUGUCCCUUCAGACUCCUCAGCAUCCGCCAAGCCUGACGUAUGUAGCCCAAUAGGCUUUAAAGAUGGCCCGAGUUCAGAUGUGGUCCCGAAGAACCUGUCGGCCUUCUGCAGUGACAUGUUGGAUGAGUAUCUGGCUAACGAAGGCAAACUCAUCGACGAGCGAGCUGCCAGUUUCACCCAGACCACUGUCGUCACCCCUGUGACCUACCAGCUGCCCACCAAGAGCACCAGCUACGUCCGAACCCUGGACAGUGUGCUGAAGAAACAGGCACCGGCACCUUCUACCACCUUUGUCCCCCCAUCCAAAAAAAACAGACUGCCCCUCGCAUCCAAAGGACCUAAAAAAUCAGAGAAAUCUGAAAAAAGGCAACAGAAACAACGCUCAAAGCAGAGCAGAACUAAACCAACUUCUGCGCCAACACCAUUACAAAUUGCGCCACCGCCAUUGAUGGAUCACGCAGCCCCGGCCAUCGCCCACGACGACACAAUUAAAACUGUGAAAAGGACUAAGAGGAAGCCGAGGGUCAAGACUCCUCCACCAGCGCAAAACUCUGUUGUGUCGAGGCCAGAGGUAGAAGAGCCACCCCCCCCUGACCUGGCUCCUGUGGAGGGCGACUCAGAGCCAGAGUCUGCCGCUGCUGAGACCAGGGUUGUUGUUCCUGGGUUGACCAAGGCCUUUCUCAGACAGAGGGAGCUGGAGGACGGGGUUGUCUGGGAGGGCAAGCAUCAGACCUGUAUCACAGAGGACAGGGCAACAGUCGCCCUCACCUCGCUCUUCACUUCAACGGGCUUUGUUUGUGAGAAUCCUGCAGCUCCCAUUAAGAUUGUAAAGCGCAGUGCUCCUCCCUGCCUCAAUGCGUUCUGCCGGCUGGGCUGUGUGUGUGCCAGCCUGGCACAGGACCGUCGUAUUACCCACUGUGGAAAGAUUGAGUGUAUAUUUGGCUGCAGCUGCCUCAGGCAGAAAGUGGUUGUGCUCAAAAACUUAAAAGGACCAGAUUCCAGUGCGUCUGAAGAGGGCCCGUCCAAGAAGAGCAAGAAGAGAAAGCGGAUGAGGAUGGCAUAUACUCUGAGAGAGGCGGAGACCGUAUCAGAACCAGCUCGGCGUGUGAGAACUUUGUGGAAGCACAACGAUGGAGAGAUGGACCCGGAGCCCCUCUUCGCCCCAACACCAGUCUGUCUUCCAUGGCUUCCAUUACAGGAAGAGUCUCCAGUAGUGGUGCGAGCGGAGGAAGGGACCAUGACAUGUGCCAGAGUGCGUGUGUUUCAAAGCAAGAGCACAAACCGACCUGAGGACAUUGACAACCACUGCAAACCAAUAGACUCCUCACCAGUGAGCCCUUCCAGGAAGUCAGAGAAGUCGCCCUCCCACAGUUCCCAGUACACGGAGCCCUGCAAGCGUCUGGAGAUCGUGUCUGAGUGUAAGUGGAGGAGCCUGGCGGACAGGAACUUGGUGCUGAGGAUUGUUUGUGAGCACAUGGCCCAGGACCACCUCACCAACCCCUUCUGGGUCAAAGGCUACCUCAUCAAACCCGUGUCUCAGAACCUGAGGAACGACGGCGAGAGCUGCUCUGUCCACUACAAGGUACAUAUCUCUCAGGUCUCGCGACCGGACGGAGUGGAGGAGGCAAACAGUGAGGAGGAAUGGAUGAGAGAGGAAGAAAAAGAAAUGAUGGAGGAAGAGGAGGGGGAGAUGGAGGAGCUGAGAGGGGAAGAUAAGGAGGUGGAGGAAGGACAAUGCACAGAGGAGAAGCAAAGAGAGCAGGAGAACAAGGCUGUGGGGAAGAAAAAGGGUCUGAAAUGGAAGGGCCUGCCUUUCUUAAUAGGAAUUUCUCCUGCUGGCCUCCUUACUGCCAAUCUAAAGCAGAUAGAAAUCUCAGACAAGGAACUUGUCACGGUGAAUGGCAGGUCCUACCCCAAUGCCAAGCUACAACUGGGCAUGAUGGGAGCCAUGCACCCAGCCAACCGACUUGCUGCUUACCUCAUGGGCAAGUUACGGAGGCCUACCGGUCCAGAGCCUUCUAUGGCAUCCUCCGUCUCAUCACAACUCAUCACACCCCCCUCAGAAACCCCUGAAGAUGCAAGGUCCUCCACGGGACAACCGGCCCAGUUGACAGCCACUCCUACCACCAGUCUUACCAUGGUUACCACCACCAGUGUUCCCUCUGUCGUUUCAGUUGCUGCAGGCCCCAAGUCCAUUGUGACUAACCUGCCCCCAGCGGGAAAGGUCUUCACACGGUUUGUGGUCAACCAAAUCAGCUCCUCACGGCAGAGGCUGCUCCUCACUAGUGAUCCUCCACAGUCGUUGAGUAGUAUUCAGCAGCUUGCCGUGCCCUCUACCUCUCUGGUAGAGGUAGCCUCAGGUGAUGUGUCUCUUCCAAAGACCUCCCCAAGCAGCGGAGUGGUUACUAGUCCCCCCAUGCUGGUGCUCCCUGACCCAGGGACCAGUAACGCUGUCAGAAUGGCGUGUCCUCCUACGUCCCAGACCCCGACCCCUCUCAUCCCCCUGACCCCUCUCGCAGCAGGGCGGAGGAUGGUUCUGCAGCCGGUGCGGAGUGCCUCAGGGACUACCCUAUACCGGAACCCUAACGGACAGCUAAUCCAGCUGGUUCCCCUCAGCCAGCUGCAGGCCCUCAACCCCAACCUCGUCAUGCGCAACAAGGGGGGUUUGAUCAGCUUAACCACACCUGCGUGCUUGGCCUCGGGAUCCACAGCCACCCUUAACAGCUCCCCCUCCACCACCUCUCUCACCACAUGGCAGAACACCAUCACCACUGUCCCCCUGGUCCCUUUCACUGUCCCAAAGACUCCAGGCAGCACCACCACCCCUAAAACCACGCCUCCCGAAGUCACUUCCUCCAUACCAGGCUCCAAGUCUUUCAACACCAGUAAAGUUAAUCUCUCACCCGCUGAGACAACUAGCGGGACGUACACUUUGAAGAUUGUUCCUCAGACGGGUAACAAGGAGCCCAUCAUCAUCAAGUGUCCCAAGGUGCCAGCCCAGCCAGCCCAGGGCUCCUCCAAGGUCAUGCCUAUAGUAGGGGGCUUUACUGUGCUGCAGCCUUCCCCGAAAACCACAGUAAUUACUGUCAAAUUCCCCACGAAGACUGUUAUGGAAACAGGUGUCCAAGCUGCCACCACCACCACAGUGGACUCCAAUGUAGACUGUAAGGUCACAUCUGAGCUGUAUAAUUGGAUGCUGCCUUGCCAGAAAAGCACAAAACCCCCUGUAAGCCACAAGUUUAAAUGUAUUAAAGCUGACACUAUCUCCACAACAGACUCCAGUACAGAUCCUAAGAUCCAGCCUGAGGUGGGACGAGUGCCCCCCAAAAUCCUCAGACCCCCUAUAACCCUGGUUCCAAAGACAGAUGCAACUUCGACACCUAUCUCGUCAGCGGACUCCAAUGUAGACCCCAAGCUCUUUCCUAGGAUGGCUUGUGUCAAUCAACCCUACCAGACCUGGACAGGACGACCGAAGAAGAGGAGGAAGGAGGUUGAGUUUGUGGAUCCGGUGGAGGAUGAGGACGACUCUGACGACAUGGACGAGGGGACGGAUGAGGAGACGGACAACUCAUCUGACGAGACGGAUUGUGUUAAUUCCUGUGUUAAUGAAGAGGAUCUCAUCGUCAUCAGUAAGCAGCUGAAGCACAAACACAACGUGCUGGAGAGGCAUCGGCGCUCCGAGCUCCAGGGACGCUUCCAGCAGCUGAGGGAAACACUGGAACUUGACGAGAAAGCUGCUAAAAUUAAAAUCCUCAACGACGCCAAGGAGGAGAUCCAGGUAUUGACAAAGAAAAGCACCAAUGUGGAGAAGCUGAGGAGUUCGCUGACCAUGGAGAGAGCAGUUCACGUCAAGAAGAUGUCCCAGUUAACUGGAGAGUCUGAGGAACAGAUACUGACGAACAUCAAGUACAUCGGUUCCCAGCAGAAGAUCGAGAAGCUGCACAUCAACUGGAAGAAAGAAGGGAAAGUCUCCUCUGCUGUCUCGUCUUCCUCAGUUGUCUCCACCUGCGGUGAGUCUGAGCAGAGGCCAAGGCCUGGUCCCCUGUCAAAGAGGACCACAGAAGAGGCUCAGGGAGGUAAGAGCAUGGGAGGAGUGACAGCAGAAACGGAGGAGGACAGGGAUGAGGUGGUGGACCUUCUGGAGGACACGGAGGACGAGAAAACCGACAACUCCUCAGAUGAGACCGAGGAUUCUGACGUUGACGACGACAAAAACUACAGCGCUAAAGGGCACGUCAUCAAUACCAUCAGUGAUGUGGAGGAAAGCUUGCUAGAGGAUGAGCCUGUGGACAUUGAGAGUGUGGAGGACAAUGCAAAGAAGAACACCACUCCACAAUUGAAGGAAAAACGCACUAAAGAGCACUGGGACUUGCACAACAAAUAUGAGAGACAACGCUGUGCUGAGUUUCGGAAGAGCUUUAAAGCCCUGAUAGAGACUUUGGACCUUGGCAACCCGACACCUACUAAUGUUUUCAUCCUAGGGCAGGCCCGAAAACAAGUCAUUGACCUGAGAGACAAAUGCGAACGCCUGGAAAAACUGAAGAGUGCGCUGACCGAAGAACGAGCUGCUUAUAUCAAGAAAAUCUCCCAGAAAUCUGGAAAGACAGAGGAGCUCAUCCUCAGGAAACUUCAGGACAUCUCUACCAAACAGAAGAACAUGGACGUGAUGUUCAAAGGGAAGCUGAGAGCGGCGUCCUCAGCCCCCUCGUCAUCAUUCUUACCCAAUAAAGCCAUCUCACCCAGCAGCACUCAACAGCCUAAGCCAAAAUCCCUGGCUCCCGGUCUGAAGUUAAAGGUGGUACCCACCCCUGUCCCACACUCUAUCCCCCCACAGCCUGCACCCAAACAACCCAAGACAAGUCCCAUCAUCUCCCCACCCUCCAGGAAACCCCUCUCAACGUGUCGUUCUCCAGGUGAAAGGACAAGACCUAACAUCCUGUCUCGCAGGAAACCACAACCUCCCCUAGAUUCCCCACCUGUUCAUGCUCGGUUUCUCCCUCCUCAAAUGCUGUCUAUAGUGGGGGGAGUGAUACCAUCUCAGCAGGGGAUCACUAAGAGCCCAAUGCAGCCUGCCAGUUCUCUGCUGCCGGUAGGACGCGUCACUGGAAUCGAAAUGCAACAGUCUCUAAUACCAGGUGUCGCUUCAGUUACCAUCUGUAUCCCCUCAAUGUCACAACCCAUUUCUCUCACUCCACCUCGUAAUAUCCUCAACAGGGGAGGUCCUCAUAUCGCCAAUGUGAUUUCAUUGGUCAAAGCCCCUCCAUGUGUGGCAGGGGGGGCUCCGAGGAGGCCAUCUCCAGUGAAGGGAAGUGGACUGGAGGACGGGGAGGUGCUGGGGAAGCAGCUGGACCACUCUGGAGACGGUGUAAAGAUCAACGACGCAGACAGGAACUCGGAUGAGGAGGACGAAGACAACGAAGAAGGUGACGUUGAAGACGAGAGUCUGACGUCUCUCCUCAACGAGAUCGUCUUCCUCAACCAGCAGAUGACCACAGACAACAUCAGCCCCAGUGGUCUUCCAGUGGUCACCCACAAACCAGCCACUGAGCCUGGGGAGGUUGGUACGGACCGGUCCUCACCACCACCACCGCAGGCAGAGAAGGAAAUCAUCAGAGAUGGAGAUGACGAGCGCUCCCUCAGCCCCUUGUUUCUGAGACUUGACGAGGACCUUCUGGGGCUGAAAGAGAGACAAGGCCAGGAUGAGGCUUCCAAAGGCCCAGGCCUGCCAGUGCCACAGGCAGAGGACCUUAAAGUGGGUUCUGGAUCCAACGAGAAACCAUCAGACACAGGUUCUGCUCCUGCUCCGAUUGUCAAUGGGCACAGCCCACAAGGACCAACAUGCACUGCAAAAGGUCACGGUGUACUUCAAAAGGCAUUGACCCCGCCUCCACUGCUGCAGAUGAAAGUUGGCGUGGCCAAGGUGCUGGAGACCAAUGAUAUGCCGGGGGAUGCCCUAGCCCCGCCCCCGCUACUGCAGAUGAGGCCAAUGCCGAGGCUAGCCCCACUAGGACUAAAGAGCAACCCUCAGACGUAGAACUAAGCACUAACUAACUCGGGGUCAAUGUUGUAGCCAUCUCUCCUCAAGACCCUUACUCACAUGGGUCGUAAUCAUUUGUCACCAAACUGACUGAAACAGGGUUGUACUUCUACCUGAACUUGUCCAAUAAGAAAUGUUCAUUUUUGUUUUUCUGUUGCAAAAAGUUUCACCACGAUGUGCUGUAAUAAAUAUGACCCUUAUGUGGCUCAACCAAUCAGGGAUAACUACAUUUAAAGGUA
Molecule: messenger RNA, 10821 nt
Organism: Oncorhynchus tshawytscha (Chinook salmon)
Lineage: Eukaryota; Metazoa; Chordata; Actinopteri; Salmoniformes; Salmonidae
Gene: mgaa
Product: MAX dimerization protein MGA a
Exons: 26
Coding region: 188-10579 (3463 amino acids)
Biological process (GO): positive regulation of DNA-templated transcription; cell fate specification; regulation of transcription by RNA polymerase II
Cellular component (GO): nucleus
Molecular function (GO): protein dimerization activity; RNA polymerase II cis-regulatory region sequence-specific DNA binding; DNA-binding transcription factor activity, RNA polymerase II-specific
Source: RefSeq, a predicted model, not a curated record